AACGACAACGACGAAUGAUGAAUGCCAGCAGCUUCUGGGGCACCUUCGAUCUGUUGCUGGGCCGGGAAGCACAGAAGCACGGCGGCCAGGAUGCGCUCAAGGUCGGAACGUGGAUGUCGGCGUACGCCGGGGUGCGGAAACAUGGCGUUGGGCACGGUGACGACAGCGGUGGAUUCGGCUCGACGGGCAGCGAUUUCACGUCACUCUCGACGGCCGGCAGUGUUGGUAGUGGUGGUGGAGGUGGUUCUCUGAAUUUCCCAUCGAUUUUUCAACAAUCGGUCGGCGGCAAUCAGCUGAUUGGAGCCGAUCAAAACAAUUGCGAUUUGAAUGGCAGUGGAGGUGGUACCGCUGGAGGGGACUGCAAAGGCAAGGGCCGCAAAAAGCUACGAUUGCUGAAACCGAAGCUCAAGCAGCUGCACGAUAUGGAAGUGCUGCCAGUCGAGUACAUGGGGCCGAAGAUCGAGUAUACUGUGAACCUCCCACGUGUGACCGCCCAGCUGGAAAAACUGAUGGGGACCAAUGUGGUACGCCUCACGGAUCGGAAGUACAUGCAGGAGCUGCAACGUCGCAUCCAGCAAGAUUACAAUGUCACCCUAGAGAAACGGAUCAACGAGCGUGAGGCAAAGGAGCUCGAAAGGGAACGGAACCUGAUCCUUUCCGGAGCCGGAGAUUCCAUUCCCGAAGACUUGAGCAGCUCGGUUUUCACCGUUAACAAGAAAACCAACCAACAUAUCUGCAACAAACGCGAGAAGCUCAAAACCAUCCGGGAAAAGAAUGCCGAACGAUUGAUAAAGCAGGGCCUCCGGUGGGAGAGGGAACGCCUCCAGAUGGAGGACUACAACCGGCAGAAGGAAAUCGAGCGCCGGUCCCGUCGGGAGGCCUUGCUGGAGAAGGAAAAGCUCUACAUGAUUGAGGAUAACGAGCGAGCAUUGAACCUGCUGCGGAUGAAAACGAAGAAAGGUCCCUGCCGGGACAUGGAUCUUCGGUCUCUGCUGAUGCAGCAACGUGUAGAACUGGGCGAAAAGAUCCAGCAGCGUGAUUUCGAUUUGAACGAUGAUAAACGGAUGGACUCCGAUCGGAGCAAGGAGAAGAAGCAACGUCAAAAGAAGCAUGCCGUCAAGAAGCGGGACGGAGCGGAAGGGCAUAUUUCCUCGCCGGAAGAAGGCUACAGCUCGAUGAAUCAGCCGGAGAUGGCAAGCGAUCUGGAGACUUCGAUUAUGAUCAAGAUCGAAAAGGAUAGUAAGGAUUCUGGGGACGAUACGGAUCCGCUGGACGAUGCCAGCAGCCAGGUUGAGGUUUCCGAGGGAGCUGGUGGGUCCGAAGCGGAAGAUGCCGAUACCAGUGAGGCAGUGGAUGCAGUGGAUGUAGUGGAGGCUUCUGAAGCGGAGGCUAUGAAAGAAGAGAUGAACAAAGCGUUGGAGAAGAAGAAGGUCAAGAUACGGAAUGAGGAUCCGAAAAUUACCAGAUUGAAGGAGGCAGAUACUGUUAAUGAAAUUUACAGCAUCGCGGAUGAAAUCAUUGUCCUGGAAAAGAAGAAGACCAAGAAAGGUUUUGGAAUGAAGUAAGUACGGGUUGUUCGAUAGCCUCGCAGAAUUCUAGUCCGUGAAUGUGCUUGAUGGGCGCAUCUAAAAUUGAUUGUGAUAAUAUGAAUGAAACAAGGUAGAUUAGUUGAGUUUGUAGAAUAAACGAUGUUGAUCAUU
Messenger RNA from Ochlerotatus camptorhynchus, 1700 nucleotides. Its product is annotated as calponin homology domain-containing protein DDB_G0272472. The record is from RefSeq and is a predicted model, not a curated record. NCBI's taxonomy places the organism in Eukaryota, Metazoa, Arthropoda, Insecta, Diptera, Culicidae. The transcript has 6 exons. The coding region runs from base 15 to 1565 and encodes 516 amino acids.